Messenger RNA from Cylindrotheca closterium, 363 nucleotides. The record is from the annotation of a GenBank genome assembly. NCBI's taxonomy places the organism in Eukaryota, Bacillariophyta, Bacillariophyceae, Bacillariales, Bacillariaceae.
AUGGUUGAUGCCUCUAAAGAAUUUGUUGCUGAGAUUGGUGCAUAUGUCCAUGGAUAUGGCCAUGAUACCAAGAAUAAUAUGGCUGCUCGAACGAUCGAAGGUGUUUACAUGGGACCCACCGACGAUAUUCAAGAAGGGCACCGUAUAUAUGAUCUGAACACAAAGUGCGAGGCACGACGUGCGAAGAUCAAGGUUCUUCCGAUGACUGACCAAGUCAUCAAGAUUAUUGAAGAAGACGCAAGAUUGGAAGGAGUGACGGAAUUACGCACCUAUUCCAAGCGUAAUGGCGAGCUAUCCUCGAUGGUGAUUUGCUCGAAGGAGUGGACCCAGAUGAACUGUGGGAUGAAAACUACGUACCAGUAA